Messenger RNA from Penicillium nucicola, 1422 nucleotides. Its product is annotated as DUF895 domain membrane protein. The coding region runs from base 1 to 1422 and encodes 473 amino acids. The transcript has 4 exons. Lineage: Eukaryota; Fungi; Ascomycota; Eurotiomycetes; Eurotiales; Aspergillaceae. The record is from RefSeq and is a predicted model, not a curated record.
AUGAUGGCGAAUUCCGAAAAAGGCGUGUCGCCGAACGAUGCAGAGGUAAACAGUGCUAGUGCUGGCUCUCUCAACUCGCCGGUUCUUGGACAACCACGAAAAGUCAAAUGGUACCGCUCAACAUUCUUCAACGCCCUAAUCCUCGGACUAUGCAACUUCCUCGCACCAGGAAUCUGGGGCGCAAUGAACUCCCUCGGCGGCGGAGGCGAAGAAAAACCCUACCUAGUCAACGCAGCAAACGCCCUAACCUUCGGUCUAAUGGUGGUAUCGUGCUUCCUCGGAAGUGUGGUCGUCCGCUUCAUCGGAAUCAAAUGGACACUCAUCGUUGGAACCAUGGGGUACGCACCGUACGCGGCAGGACUAUACACGAACAACCGCUUCGGAGACGAGUGGCUGGUGAUCCUGGGCGCAGCGUUAUGUGGCAUAUCAGCUGGCAUCUUCUGGAUGGCCGAGGCAGCGAUCGCGCUCUCCUACCCAGAGCCCUAUAAUCAAGGUCGAUUCCUGGGAUUCUGGCUCAGCUUCCGUGUUGGCGGACAGAUCCUGGGUGGUGUGAUUAACCUCGGCAUUAAUGCGCAUCGGUCUACGUCCGGGUCGAUCUCUUAUACGGUUUACCUGAUCUUUAUUGCGUUGCAGGCUUUGGGUCCGUUUGCGGGUUUGCUGUUGAGUACGCCGGCGCAGGUUCAGCGGAAAGAUGGCGUCCGGGUCCAGCUUCAGGUGAAUAACAGUAUUGGAUUUGAGCUGAAGAGCAUGGUGAAGCUUUUUGUCAGUCGAAAGUUCGCGCUUGUGAUUCCUCUCAUUUGUCAGGCGGUCUAUACUGAAGCGGUGAUGUUCUCGUAUGAGGGCUUGUGGUUCUCUGUGCGGGCGAGAGCUCUGGGCUCAUUCCUCUCCGGUGUCAUUGCGUUGAUCAUUGGAAAUCUGCUGGGUGCUUUCCUUGAUACUAAGAGGAUUUCCUUGAAGGCCCGCACGAGAUAUGCUUUCUUCUUCGUUAUCGCGUGGCAGGGAAUGUGCUGGACCUGGGCGUCGGUGGUGACGACCGAGUUUAACAAAACAAAUCCGAUAUAUGACUGGACCGAUCCUGGGUUUGGGAGAGCUUUUGCGCUUUUCUUGUUCUGGGUUGCUGGUUUCCAGCUGAACUAUAUGUACCUAUUCUUCUUAGUCGGAAAACUUGCGGAUGAUCAGGAGGAGGUUGUUCGAAUUGCUGGUUUGUUGCGUGGGACCGAGUCGGCUGCUCAGUGUGUCAGUUAUGGCCUGAGCAGUGUGAACAUCAUGGCUGCCGUGGGAAGCGUAUACCUCAACUUUGGCUUAUGGGCCAUUGCAAUCCUUCCAGCCUGGUUUAUUGUGAAGCAGGUCGGAGUUGCAUUCGGUGAUAAGAAAAUUGAGCGGGAGACUGGUGCCCUGCGCGAGGCCUCAGACAAUGAAUGA